UGGCACAUAGUAGAUCCCAUCGGUACCUUGGUGUUUUCCGCUAUGGUGCUGGUAAUUACUCUGGCUGUUUUGAGAGAUGUUGUCAACGUUCUCAUCGAGGGAAUGCCUAAAGGAGUUUACUUCAACGACGUUCUGAAAACAUUCCUGACCAUUGAUGGGGUUCAACAAGUCCAGGACUUGAAGCUUUGGGCUCACAGCCUGGACAAGAUCGCACUGUCUGCUCAUCUUACGAUCCGUCCAGGAGUCGAUCACAACGAAGUCCUCAAACUGGCUUCCAGGAGAAUCCACGCCAAGUACAACUUCUACGAAAUGACAUUGCACGUCGAGGCUUUCCAAGAACAAAUAUCAGCUGAUUCUACAUUGGAAAAGAAAUGAGGCAUGUUUAAUGCUUCACUUUUGAUUCUGAUUUGUGCUAUGAAAUAAAUUGUACCUGGAUUUCAAUAAAUAACUGUUUAGACAUACACUA
Messenger RNA from Macrosteles quadrilineatus (aster leafhopper), 466 nucleotides. RefSeq names its product proton-coupled zinc antiporter SLC30A2-like. The record is from RefSeq and is a predicted model, not a curated record. The transcript has 3 exons. Lineage: Eukaryota; Metazoa; Arthropoda; Insecta; Hemiptera; Cicadellidae. Gene Ontology annotation, cellular component: plasma membrane. Gene Ontology annotation, molecular function: zinc ion transmembrane transporter activity. The coding region runs from base 43 to 375 and encodes 110 amino acids. Gene Ontology annotation, biological process: response to zinc ion; zinc ion transmembrane transport.